Molecule: messenger RNA, 1230 nt
Organism: Prunus armeniaca (apricot)
Lineage: Eukaryota; Viridiplantae; Streptophyta; Magnoliopsida; Rosales; Rosaceae
Source: the annotation of a GenBank genome assembly
AUGGCAACAACGUCGUAUUUCCAACUCCAUCGGUGCAGUCCAUUCCCACUCUCUCUUUCCUCUCGUUGCACUUGUCCCUGCCGCCCCUCGCCCUCCAAAACCCUAGUUCUCACUCGUCCGCGCGCAAAAUUGGGUCAUCUGGAUCUCUUGUUCGACGGAAAUAGACGUGCGCUGGGGCUUGGCCGAAAUGGAGCUUUGGCUAGCCGCCGGCUAAUCGCAGUCGCGGCUCGAGCCGAGCCGGAACGGCUUAGCGAGGACAAUGCCCACCAGGAAGUCCACAAAGGCCAUAAAUUGUCAAUGAAUGAGGAUGCGGUCUCAGAGCAUCAACAGAAAGCCAGUCAGUUAAAGAAAAGAAUUUUUUUUGGACUUGGAAUUGGGUUAUCUGUAGGCAUUGUCGUGUUGGCUGGAGGAUGGGUAUUCACAGCAGCUGUGGCUGCUGCUGUUUUUGUUGGCGCACGCGAGUAUUUUGAAUUGGUUAGGAGUCAUGGAAUUACUGCAGGGAUGACACCUCCACCUCGAUUUGUGUCACGAGUUUGCUCUGUUAUUUGUGCUCUCAUGCCCCUAGUUACCUUGUAUCGCGGUCAAAUUGAUGUUUCCGUGACAUCUGCUGCCUUUUUUGUUGCUAUGGCAUUGCUUUUACAGAGAGGAAAUCCUCGCUUUGCACAGCUUAGUAGCACAAUGUUUGGGCUAUUUUACUGUGGAUAUCUUCCUUGUUUCUGGGUUAAGCUUCGAUGUGGCCUAGCAGCACCAGCCCUAAACACUAGUUUUGGAUCAGCAUGGCCCAUCCUUCUUGGUGGACAAGCUCACUGGACUGUUGGUCUUGUGGCAACCUUGAUUUCUUUCAGUAGCAUAAUUGCUGCUGACACUUAUGCUUUUCUGGGUGGCAAGGCAUUUGGUAGGACACCCCUUACCACUGUUAGUCCAAAGAAGACAUGGGAAGGAACUAUUGUAGGGUUGGGCGGUUGUAUAGCCACUUCUGUUGUAUUAUCAAGGAUAUUUUGCUGGCCCAAAUCUUUAUUAAGCGCGAUAGCAUUUGGGUUUCUGAAUUUUUUUGGCUCCGUAUUUGGUGAUCUUACGGAAUCGAUGAUCAAACGUGAUGCGGGUGUAAAGGACUCUGGGUCUCUAAUACCAGGACAUGGAGGAAUACUAGAUAGAGUGGACAGUUACAUGUUCACGGGUGCACUUGCAUACUCAUUUGUCAAAACCUUCUUGCCACUUUAUGGAGUUUGA